This is a messenger RNA of Sycon ciliatum, 3410 nucleotides long. RefSeq lists its product as uncharacterized. Bases 881 to 2731 code for a protein of 616 amino acids. The record is from RefSeq and is a predicted model, not a curated record. Lineage: Eukaryota; Metazoa; Porifera; Calcarea; Leucosolenida; Sycettidae. The transcript has 2 exons.
AAUCACCGAGGCCAGAACUGCACAUGAACUAGCGCGUGCUGAUCGGCUGCAUAUUAUUGUUGUCCCGUAGAAGCAGGGUGUUCAGACUACUAUCGGGUUGUUGUAGAGACGAACGUUCUUUAGCCGGGUGCUAGUUUUCCACAUCACGGAGAGAAAUAGCUCUUACUAGUCUUAGCGUUGAGGACUGCUAAGUAUUAGUUUCUUACUCUUUCGUAUCCUCUUGUUCACCACUCUCUGUGGUUGCGCGCUGUUUGAACUACUGACACUGUGCUCUCGUAACUGCUGCCACUGAAGCCGAAGUCGAGAAGGCGAGCUGUGACACGACCUGCGAGUGUACUAGUACUACUACAACAGUGUGGUAGUACUGGCAACUACAGCUCCCUGCCCCCUAGCCCAGCACUGCAGUGACCAACUACUGUCUUCGUCUUGAUCGGAGUGGAAGCGAGGAUAUCGAAAGGCCUGCCAGCUGAGCGCAUCGGAUAUUCUUGCCUUCCUUUUGCACGGAUUUCGGAGCCAAGUAAUAGUUCGCAGUCCCAAGCUCGUGCUGGAUACAGCCAGUGGCAGUGGGCAGAUAAGUCUAGCCUUAGCGCGCUGCAGUACGCAUUGACGGACCAGCUACUGGACAGCGGAUUACGGAGCGAAGCGAAGAGCUUGCGCCCUCCAAGGCAAGAACUGUAUAGACUGUGCAUUAGCGUGCAGCCUUCAAGCAUUCUUCUGUAACCUGUGCUCAGUGAGUGCGCUGCAAACUCAACCUCGGACUCGUCUUUUCCGAAACAAGUCGGCCGGCUUUGGAGUUAGAAGUCUCCUGUUGUUGUUGUCUCCUCACCGGAGUACUACUGUGUCUGCUGCUGCACACGUCACCAGUGUAUACGACGUAAACAUGGACGGGCGGACCGUGUCCCUUUCGACAGACGAUACUCUGUACGAGCAACGGCGCUCGAUCAGCGAUGAACCGACGGAGUCCGACCAAGGCAGUCCCACCCCGGUGAUACAUGUGAACUUGGAUGACGGUGGUGGAGACUACUCAGGUCAAGUCGACACUGGCGACUAUCACCAGGUCCAUCAACGCCAUAUUCACCUUCACCACCACCCUAAUGACAAUGAGGACUACGCAGUCGAAGACGAGCAAAACGAAGAAGAGAUUGUCGAGGACGGCGAGGAAGGUACCAUGGAAGUUUCCGGACCGAAAGCGCAGCGGCUCGAUUUCUGGCAGAGUCAGAUACGCCAAAAUGUACGCGGCUCUUACUACACUAUUGGUCAGGCCUUGUAUCGAGUUCUGCACACUGAACGCUUGCUGAAAACAGCCAACUUCAUCAAGUGGGCCCAUACCAGCUUUGGUUUGACACGUAGCACGGCUUAUGAAUAUAUCCGCGCCUACAGAAUUGUGCAGUUGUUGCAGACACAAGACGCAGAGCUGCCCGUACCUUCAACUCUUUCGCACUUCCGUGUGUUCAACAAGACAAAGCUGAAGGAUGGUGGAAUUGAGGUGACCCGACUCUGGCGCACGAUUUUGCAUGAACUGCCACCGGACAGUCAUCAAAAGCCACGCACAGCCAAGGAGGUCCUGUCCAAAGGUAAAGAAAUCAUGGAACGAGAGAAGCUUGGGGAGCACGCUCAGCGAAUGAACGGUCUUCUACCAGGCAGAUCGCCAAUAAGCAAUGGACGUCGCGGCGGCCACCGCUCCUCAUCCAGUUCAGCAAGCAGCUGCUCACUAACUCCGGUCAGCAGCGUCGCCAUGCCAUCAUACUCGACGGACACCUCGUCUGCAAGCAGCUGGGCCGGCCAUAGUUCCAAUGAACCAAGGGCAAAAAUGUCGUCCGUGUCGUCAAGAUUGGAAGAUAUGAGUGUGGUCUCUCCAGCCCUCUACAGCCCCAGUGGACAAGCCAAUGGUAGAAUUACAGAUGCUUUUCCUUUGAACCCUCACACACAGGUAGCUCACCAUGAACCAGCUAGACCAGUGCAUGUCUCAACGUCCAGCCGCUGGCAGCACGCCACCAGAAGUAGUUACCGCAGUGGUGACCACCAGCAGCCGCAGCAGCGUGAUUAUCCAACUCUGCGGCCCGCCCCGGCACGCCGCGGGCAGCGCGAGCGCACAGCUGGAAGCCGCGUCAGUGUGGAGUCGGAUGAUAUGGAUGAGCCGCCAGCGCUAAUUCCAUUGGCCACCAACCAUGUGAUUCGAAUCCCACUCCUGAUCUCAAUGGCACAGCGGGUGGUAGCCGGUGGGUGUUUCACGCUCAGCAUUACUCCUAUCGAGGCGAGCAGCAAGGAGGAGACACAGGCGGCACUUCGCGGCGGGACAAGCAGACUGCCAACUGCACAGCUAAAUGAUGUUUGGCAUGGACGGAUUUGGGGAAACUUCACUGGUGCAAAGACGUCUGAAGGCACCGCUAUCUCAGUCACCAGAUGGAUCAACAUGGCUGUGGAGAAGUUUGACAGCGGAGAAUUUGAUGAGGCCGUCCUUCUGACCAACACUGAGUUCAACAGGGAUUGGUUUCAGAAGUUGAUGCAGUAUCCGCAUUGCUUCCUGCACAAGUGCAUUGCUCCAGUCAGGCACAGCAACAGAAGCAACAAGGAUAGCAGCACUGGUGCACCUGCAGCAACCACACCAAGCUCGGUGCUGUUUUAUCUUGGCCCGAAUGGCCAGCGCUUCAUCGAGGAGUUCCGUACCAGUGGGACGAUCCCCGGUGUGAACACCUGGUGCAACUACACAGGUGAGGAGAGCGCGCCAUAACCGCCUCCAUGUCUCACAAUUCGCCAUGUGUAUACAGGUGCGCUAAACAAUCAUUGUCCGCGUGUGUGCAGUGUGCCUCAGUAAGUCAUGCCGCCAUCGGAGACCUGCAUGUUCCUUUCGGAUUUAUUCAAUACCAAGAUAUGCAUUGCAGUUACGGCUGGAUCAAGGCCAGGACCAUGGACAGUCGGUGGACAGCUUGUGUUAUGCAUGUAUGUGUGGUGGCAUGCCAGCAGCAACAGCAUGGCCAGAGAGAAGUAAGUUACCUGUGUCUUGACAUGUCUAGACUAUCGUGGUGAAGAGAUGAACCCACAUGUAUUCGUGCCUGUCAUUAGCGCAACCUCUAUCUUGAACUCUUUUUCUUCAUCUUCUUGAAGAUAUCGGUCGUAGUCUUCCUCCUUUCCCGUGCUAUGUGCAACUGGUGACACUUCCUUAUAAUCUCGCUUUGUUGAGUCAGAAAUCAAUCUAUUUCUUCAUGUGCAAGCAGAGCCGAGUGAUGCGUGAUACAUUUUUGAUCAUUGGUAGCUUUUUAUUCAUCAUGCGUUCUUUUCCAAGAUAAGUGUUGAAAGUACACGAACAUAUGUUGAACUAUAGUGGUACUCGUAUUCUUUCUGGUAUACACGAUGCAGCAUAUACUUAUUAUGAUUGUGUGACAUGAUACAUUGCAGUGUGAUACAUGGUA